Mollisia scopiformis is the source of this 1514-nucleotide messenger RNA. Its product is annotated as FAD binding domain protein. The coding region runs from base 1 to 1458 and encodes 485 amino acids. The transcript is spliced from 2 exons. NCBI's taxonomy places the organism in Eukaryota, Fungi, Ascomycota, Leotiomycetes, Helotiales, Mollisiaceae. Gene Ontology annotation, molecular function: FAD binding; Delta24(24-1) sterol reductase activity. The record is from RefSeq and is a predicted model, not a curated record. Gene Ontology annotation, biological process: steroid metabolic process. Gene Ontology annotation, cellular component: membrane; cytoplasm.
AUGGAGGCACACGAAGGUACCAUCGCCAUCAUCGAAGCCAGCGUCCGAUCUUUCUCUGAGAGGCAGCAGCCAUUCCGUAUCUAUCACGGCUCGACAAACAGCACUCGCGACUCCCAGCGCCGUCUCGACAAGGCUGUGGACACGAGCAAACUCAAUCAUGUCCUUUCCAUCAACAAGGAAGACAAAAUGGCAAGUGUCGAACCUAAUGUUCCCAUGGAUGCUCUUUUGCAGGCGACCCUCGAGCACGGCCUAGUGCCUUUAGUUGUCAUGGAAUUCCCCGGCAUCACAGCAGGUGGUGGAUUUUCUAGCACGUCCGGCGAGAGCAGCUCAUUCCGCUAUGGCUUUUUCGAUGGGACUGUCAACUGGAUUGAAAUCGUCCUAGCCAACGGCACGGUGACGAGAGCAUCCAGGACUGAGAAGCCAGAUUUGUUCUGGGGUGCAGCCUCAUCGUUCGGGACCCUUGGUGUCGUGACACUCUUGGAAGUUCGCCUCAGAGAGGCAACCAACCGAGACAGCAAACCCGACGGUCGACUAUCUGGACGGUAUCGUCUUCGCUCGGGUCGGCUCACAUCCUCGCUUCCGGCGGGUGCUUCCGUCCACCAAUUCACUCGCCGCAGUGACCCAUGGUUUUAUAUCCACGUACAACGACGAUGUGCCACCGCUGGUAAUUCUGUCGUGAAAGAAUAUGUUCCGCUCGUUGAUUACCUGUUCCGCUACGACCGAUGCGGCUUCUGGGUGGGACGCUACGCUUUUCGCUACUUCAUCACCCCUUUCAACCGCAUCACCCGUUUUCUACUCGACCGCUUCAUGCACACCCGUGUCAUGUAUCACGCUCUUCAUGCCAGUGGCCAGUCACGCAUGUAUAUUAUCCAGGACGUCGCGGUGCCAUAUAAUGCUGCACUCGAAUUCCAAGAGUGGCUAGACGACACAUUUAACAUGUAUCCGCUGUGGCUGUGUCCGCUCCGGCAGCGACGUGACGGUGGCAAUCCCGAGGCACGCCACGGUUUGUACGCGAGUCUGGCCGACCCAGAAGCCUCUUCGGAAUUCAUGAUGAACUUUGGUGUCUGGGGGCCAGGCUCCAAGAACCGGAUAGAGUUCGUUCGCCAGAAUCGGCUGCUAGAACAAAAAGUCGACGAGCUGGGAGGUCAGAAAUGGCUGUAUGCGCACGCGUACUACACCCAGGACGAGUUCUGGAGCAUCUAUGACCGCAAGGCGUAUGAUGCGCUGCGAGCCAAGUAUGGGGCAUCGUACUUGCCCAGUGUGUACGAAAAGGUAAAGGUUGAUGUGGAUGCUGAGGAACGUGCCAUCAGGGCCUCGUGGGUCGCGUGGCUGCUAUGGCUUUUCUGGAGUAUUUGGCCACUCAGUGGGUUGUAUGGUGUAUACAAGGCGUUCAGGGGAGGGGAGUAUUUGUUGCAAAAGGAGUCGAGCUCUUUGAUUCGGACGUUGAAGAAGGAUUAGGCGCAUGGGCGAGAUAAAGUCUAAAUACAAAACAUUGUACAAGUACCAGAGUACCA